AUGGGCGAUUAUCAUUUUUAAUACUUGUAGCAAUAUCUUCAUAAUGUUAAUUUACGGAAAAAGGUAUGAUGAGUUUGAGAAAACUAGGUGAAAGAAUUAUUGAAAGAAAAGACUGAGAUUUAAUAAAAAUUAGAAAUUUUGGAAGUAAUUAUAAGUGAGAUAUUGAAUAGAGAGAUGAUAACCAUUCACUUGAAGAAAGAAAGAAGAGAUUAAGAAGUUUGGCAAGUGAAGUAUAAAGAAAUUUUGAAUGUCCUUUAACAAAAUGUAAUAAGAAAUAUGGGUAUGAUGUAUAUAAAAUAGUAAAUUAGUAGUGAAGGUUCUUUAAAUUAACAUAUUAAGUUAAAACAUCCUGAGUUAGUUAAUAAGACUUGA
Molecule: messenger RNA, 372 nt
Organism: Paramecium sonneborni
Lineage: Eukaryota; Ciliophora; Oligohymenophorea; Peniculida; Parameciidae
Source: the annotation of a GenBank genome assembly